Scedosporium apiospermum is the source of this 1548-nucleotide messenger RNA. RefSeq lists its product as uncharacterized. Gene Ontology annotation, cellular component: membrane. Lineage: Eukaryota; Fungi; Ascomycota; Sordariomycetes; Microascales; Microascaceae. Gene Ontology annotation, biological process: signal transduction. The record is from RefSeq and is a predicted model, not a curated record. The transcript has 3 exons. Bases 1 to 1548 code for a protein of 515 amino acids.
AUGGUUGUCGAUACCGCCACACCAGGCAGAGAAGCUGAAGCAGUCGAUCGCCGCAGGGAAUCCGGCGCUGGUGAAGCAGGAGGCGACUUGGAGUUGACAACUGUUCUUGGCCUUGUAGCAGCCGGUUUGGUGGAAGGGGUGACGACGGUGGUGGUGCAGAGCUGGGGAGGCUGGGUGGUUGUUACGACGGGGGAAGACGUCGUGCUGGGCGGGCUGGUGGUGCUCGAGGCGAUGCUGCUGGUGGUUGAGACUACACUGGAGGUUGAAGACGAGCUAGAGGUCGACGACACCUCGCUCGAGGUCGAAGAGCUGGUGGUCGAGACCUCGCUUGAAGUGGAAGAGCUGGUGGUUGAAACCUCGCUCGAGGACGAGGACGAGCUGGUAGUCGAUUCUUCGCUCGACGUGGAAGAAGAGGUGGUCGACACAUCGCUUGAAGUCGAAGAGUCUGUGGACGAAACCUCGCUCGAAGUGGAAGAGCUAGUAGUCGAAGCCUCACUCGAUGUAGAAGAGGCUGACGUCUCAGACGUGGAGGAUUCAGUCGAAGAAGCCGAAGACUCAGUGGUUGAAGUUGAAGAUUCAGUCGAAGAAGCAGAGGACUCAGUGGCUGAAGUUGAGGACUCGGUGGUUGACGUUGAAGAUUCAGUCGAAGUCCAGGACUCGGUUACAGAGGUCGAGGAUUCAGUCGAAGAAGCAGAGGAUUCAGUGGCCGAAGUCGAGAAUUCAGUGGCUGAAGUUGAGGACUCAGUGGUUGAAGUAGAAGAUUCUGUCGAAGAAGCAGAGGACUCAGUGGCUGAAGUUGAGGACUCGGUGGUUGACGUUGAAGAUUCAGUCGAAGUCGAGGACUCAGUUACAGAGGUCGAGGAUUCAGUCGAAGAAGCAGAGGAUUCGGUGGCUGAAGUUGAGGAUUCGGUGGCUGAAGUUGAGGACUCAGUGGCUGAAGUAGAAGAUUCUGUCGAAGAAGCAGAGGACUCGGUGGCCGAGGUCGACGAUUCGGUGGUUGAAGUCGACGAUUCAGUCGAAGAAGCGGAGGACUCAGUGGCCGAGGUCGAGGACUCAGUUGCAGAGGUCGAAGAUUCGGUUGAAGAAGUAGAGGACUCAGUGGCUGAAGUUGAAGACUCAGUGGCCGAGGUCGAAGACUCAGUUGCAGAGGUCGAGGACUCGGUCGAGCUCGAGGAUUCGGCGGUCGAAGAGCUAGUGCUAGAAACCUCGGUAGAGCUCGAAGACUCAGUCGAGCUCGAAGCCUCACUGGAAGUCGAAGAGACAGUGCUAGAAACCUCCGUGGAAGUCGAGGACUCAGUCGAAGUGGAGGAGACCUCGCUCGAUGUCGAUGAGGCAGUGCUCGAAAUCUCACUCGAGGUCGAAGACGCCGUCGAGCUUACAGUCGAGCUCGAGACGAUCGGCACCAAGAUAAUCCUUCAUACAAGAGUCGGCCCUGACGGCCAAGGCUGGUGCAAGAAGAGCAUCGACGUCGACAGCACGGAAGUGGAGGGGAGAGGCCCCGGUGUGCUGGACGAGAUGAGCCGCCACGAGGGCAACGAGGGCCUUUAG